UGCACUCCGCGAAUGCUUAUUUCCAUAUUUUAUUUUUGUGUUCUAGAGACAUUCUCCUUUGAUUUUCCUUCGGUUUUGUCAGCUUUGGUAGUAAAGUAUGUGUAUUUAAUUUUUGUUUUCCCUAAGGGCUUUUGGAAUACUGAGCUUGAUUUUGCAAAAUUAAUUGAAAUGUGUGAGUUUGGAUAAUGGAGCAAAAGUAAUUAGAUAUUGUGGUGAAGUAAAUACAUUAAUUGAUUCUUUUUGAAGAUUAGGGAAAUUAGAGUUGAUUAAUAAAUUGAAUAAAUUUGAGGUAAUACAUAUGUAUAAAUAAUUUGUAAAUGAGCGAACAUGAGUUUUUUUAUAAGUUACAGAUA
Meloidogyne enterolobii is the source of this 353-nucleotide messenger RNA. Lineage: Eukaryota; Metazoa; Nematoda; Chromadorea; Rhabditida; Meloidogynidae. The record is from the annotation of a GenBank genome assembly.